Messenger RNA from Coprinopsis cinerea okayama7#130, 361 nucleotides. RefSeq lists its product as hypothetical. Lineage: Eukaryota; Fungi; Basidiomycota; Agaricomycetes; Agaricales; Psathyrellaceae. Gene Ontology annotation, biological process: proton motive force-driven ATP synthesis. Bases 1 to 294 code for a protein of 97 amino acids. The transcript has 4 exons. The record is from RefSeq and is a predicted model, not a curated record.
AUGCACGCCUCCCUCGUUCGCCGUUCCCUAGGUGGCCUCGUCCCACCCAAAAUCGCCACCCCCAAGCUCGUCUCGGGAGGUUCUGGAGCUAGCCUUGGUCCUCUCGUUGACUUCUACAGCAAGCUGCCCAAGGGCAAGGCUACCCCCCGUGUUGGAGGCCUCAAAGCCAAGUUCUUCGACGGCAAGAACGCCUCUGGAGCACCCUUGGUGUGGUUGAUCGUUGGCUUGUUCGGAAUUGGUUAUACCCUCGACUACAACUUGCACUUGAAGCACCACAAGAACCACGCUCACUAGAGGAAGACCUUCGACUACAGUCCUGUCAUUCCGAAUAUUAUAUUCCAAUAGACCCGUCGCAUAAUCC